Messenger RNA from Prunus armeniaca (apricot), 1221 nucleotides. The record is from the annotation of a GenBank genome assembly. NCBI's taxonomy places the organism in Eukaryota, Viridiplantae, Streptophyta, Magnoliopsida, Rosales, Rosaceae.
AUGAACCUUGAUGCCAAAGCUAAACCCACUGGGAACAAAAGCCUAACCUCUUAUAGCUAUUCUCCCUGGGUCUUCAAAAAGCCUCUCAAGGAUAUUACAAACUCAACUGUAAUGGUUGGGGGAAGCAAUACGGAUACGAAUAAGGUUGGUAGCAGUUCGAAGAAGGAUUGGAAAAAUAGAGUUGGAGCUAAACCCCUUAAUUUCCUAGUUGUGGAAACCUUUGGCAUGCAAGAUGAUGUUCGUGGAACUUUUUCCUUCAAUGUUGAUGGACCUUUCUUCCAUGAUCCUUCCCUGGCUAAAGAUAGCACUUUUCCUGAACCUGAACCUCCUGAUGAUUACAACAUGGAGCCUAUUGUAGGGAAUGUACGAGGUGUUGGUAAAAAUAGUUGUGCAAGCACUAUUAAGGAUUUAAAGAAAGCUUUUGACAUUGAUAUUCUUGCUGUCUUGGAGCCUAGAAUAAGUGGGUCUAGGGCCCUUACUGUUGCUCAAAACUUGGGUUUCUCUCACUAUCACAUUGUUGAUGCUACUGGUUUUUCUGGGGGUGUUUGGUUACUGUGGAAUGCUAGCUCUGUGUCUCUCCAGGUUGUUGCUCAUUCUAGUCAAUCGAUUACUGUUUUAGUGACUUUGGGGAAUCAGUGGUGUCUCCUCACUAUGGUGUAUGUUAAUCCCUACCCGGGAAUUAGAGAAUCCCUAUGGAAAUACUUUGAUGGCCUUGCCUGUGCCUCCCACCUGCCAUGGCUGGUCCUAGGCGAUUUUAAUGACAUUGCGAGUGCGGAUGAAAAAUGUGGAGGCAGCUUAGACCAGGGUGGUGGAAGCUUUAUUGAAUGGAUUGAUCGAAAUCAACUUGUGGACUUGGGUUUCUCUAGUGCUAAAUUUACUUGGUGCAAUAAGAGGAAUGUUGAAGGUAUUAUCUGGAAAAGGCUUGAUAGGGGUCUAUGCAACAUAAAUUGGCGGCUUUUAUUCCCGGAGGCUCAUCUAUCUCAUCUGCCUAGAGUGAACUUUGACCACUAUCCUGUUCUGGUCUCUUUAGAUUCCAACCACUAUCCUGCGAGAGAUUGUACUCAUUUUAGAUUCCAAGAAAUGUGGAUGUCUCACCCUGAUUUCCCUAAGUUUAUUCAUGCGAAUUGGAGUAUUGGAGAUGGCCAUGCUAGUAAAAAAUCUGCUCGCCUUAAAUCCUCUCUUAUUUCCUGGAACUGCCAAGUUUUUGGUUGCUUAUUCUAA